AUGGGCAAUCAAGUCAACAAUAGAAAAGGAAAAGAACUUUUGCAACAAGUUAUUUUAUCUGCUGAUAUUCUUCCUCAAGUAGUAUGUUGUUGUCAUUGUGAUGCUGUUAAGUUUCAUACAGAAACAUCAAAGUUUUGUUGUUUAGAAGGUCGUAUUGUUUUAUUCAGUAAUGAACUCCCACUUGUCAUGCAUGACUUGUUAACAUCUACCUCAGAAGAAGCAAGGGUAUUUAGAACAUAUAUAAGAACAUACAAUAAUCAUUUUUCCUUCACUUCAUUUGGUGUUACAGCUGACAAGAACCUAACAAGAAGAAAUAAGGACAUUCCAUGUAUAGAUGACUAUAGGAUUAUUCUUAAGACUAUCCCAACACAAGAUCAACGCGUGUAUAACAAGCCUGAAGUUGCACAAGUUGCAGCUAUGUGGGUUGAAGGCGAAGAGAACGGAGAACAUGGUAAAAGAAAUAUUGAAGUUAGAACACAUAGUAACAUACCCAAGAGUGUUGAAUAUUAUUAUGGUUGUUACGAUCCAUUACAAUACCCUUUAAUGUUUCCAUUUGGGGAACUUGGUUGUCAUCAACAUAUACCCAAAAAAAGUGCCAACGAACAAACACACAAUAGGAUAGUUACAUGUUCCGCUGAAAGCCUUAUCUCGCCCAUGGGAAUGACAAAUGUCGACGACUUAUUACAUAUGGAAGAGUCAGUGAUGACAAGAAGUUCUGAAACAGCAAAAUAUGUCUCUGUUAGAGAAUAUUAUGCCUACAAACUUCAAAUUCAAACACAAAGAUUAGCUUUCUACAGAACACAACAACAUGAGUUACGACAAGAGUUCCUCCAAGGGGUUGUAGAUGCACUAGCAAGUGGUGAAACUAAUGCCUCAACUAUAGGUCGUCGUGUGGUUUUACCAGCAAAUUUUAUUGGUGGUCCAAGGAAUAUGAGACGAAAAUACAUUGACGCUAUGGCAUUAGUGCAAAAGUUUGGAAAACCUGACAUUUUUCUUACAUUAACUUGCAACCCGAAUUGGCCAGAAAUUAGGCAACACAUGAUGAUUCAAGAGGAAACACAAAAUAGGGCCGAUUUAAUUGUAAGAGUUUUCCAUGCUAAACUUGAGCAAUUUAAAAAAGAAAUUUUGAAAAAAGAAAUAUUUGGAAAAGUUGUGGCGUACACUUAUGUGGUUGAGUUUCAAAAGAGAGGUCUUCCUUAUGCAUAUUUUUUACUUAUACUUUCAUCUCAUUAUAAGAUGUACCAUGCAGAAGAAUAUGAUGAGAUUGUUUCUGCUGAAAUACCCGAUGAAAAGUCAAAUCCUCAUCUAUUUAGAAUGGUGUUGAAGCACAUGAUUCACGGUCCAUGUGGUGAUCUUAACCCACGUAAUGUUUGUAUGAAAAAAAGAGGCUUUUGCAAGAAUUUAUAUCCAAAAGCUUUUUGUUGUGAAACGACCCAAACUAAUGAUGCAUAUCCGACUUAUAGAAGACGUGACAAUGGCGUAAAGGUUAUGGUUAGAGGUGCAGAGCUAGAUAAUAGAUGGGUUGUUCCAUACAAUCCCUAUUUAUUAUGUAGGUGGAUUUCACCCCCCGAGGCAGCUUGGAGAAUUUUUAGAUUUUCAUUAGGCGAUAUCAAACCAACGGUUAUUCAUUUACCCCUUCAUUUAGAAGAUUAUCAACCGAUAACCUUUAAAAGGAAAGAACAACUAACCAAUAUUGUUGCCAAUUCAUCAAAGAGAAAAACUAUGCUUACUGAGUUUUUUGUUCAAAACAACACAGACAAAUUUGCACAACAUCUUAAUUUAACAUAUGUAGAGUAUCCAAACCAUUUUGUAUGGAAGUCAGAUACGAAGAUUUGGUCACCCACACAAACUGAAAAAUCAAUAGGACGUAUUGUGCUUGCUCAUCCAAGUGAAGGUGAGAGAUAUUAUCUACGGAUACUUUUAUCCAAAAUAAGAUGUCCAAAAUCAUAUGAUAGUCUUAAGAUUUGUAAAGGAAUUAAGGUUGCUACCUUUCGAGAAUCUGCAUUACUACAUGGAUAUCUAAUUGAUGAUAAUAGCCAAAAAUUAUGCCUAGAAGAAGCAUCAGUUUACCACAUGCCAUAUGAAUUACGAAGACUUUUUGCAAGCUUGCUUGUAUACACAAUUCCAAGUAAUCCUCGUGAGUUGUGGCUAUCUUUUGAAUCUGCAAUGUUAGAAGAUUUUCUACACUGCAACAAUUAUUCAAAAAAAGAAGCCAAACGAAACACGUUUAAGCAAAUUAACACCUAUUUACAAUCAACAGGAAGACAAAUUCAUGAAUUUGAUAUAUUGCCAGAUGAUUUAUCAUAUACUGAUUUAGAUGAUCAAACAGAGGAAAUAAUCGCACAACAAAGUAUUAUUGUAUCAGAUGAUGAUCUAAAAUCAAUACAUAAUCUUAACAAAAAACAAAAAAUUGCAUUCGAUACAAUAAUUGGAAAAGUGAAAGCCAAUAAAGGUGGAGCAUUUUUCAUUGAUGGUCCAGGUGGUACGGGGAAACCUUUCCUAUAUAGAGCAUUGCUAGCAAAAAUCAAAAUCAGAAGGACAUAUUGCAUUAGCAACUGCAACAUCAGGCAUUGCUGCAUCAUUACUUCCGGGAGGUAG
This is a messenger RNA of Lactuca saligna, 2598 nucleotides long. Lineage: Eukaryota; Viridiplantae; Streptophyta; Magnoliopsida; Asterales; Asteraceae. The record is from the annotation of a GenBank genome assembly.